AUGGGACGAGGAAAACAAGAGCAUCCUGUCCCCCAUAGGGCUAGUCUGGUAUACGGACGGCUCAAAACGGACAAAGGGGCAGGAGCUGGAAUUUAUAGCAGUGGACCGAAAACAGAAAUCUCUCUGCGGCUAGGGGACACUGCUUCGGUUUUCCAGACAGAGGUAUACGCGAUCUGGGCCUGUGUAGAGCACAUUUCUAAGCUCAACCACAGGAACAAGCACGUAUACAUCUGCAGCGAUAGUUGCGCUGCGCUCAGGGCACUAGAACAAACUGAAGUGUCCUCGAGACUAGUGCGAAAAUGCAUAGACUCCCUAAAUGAAUUAGCAGAGUAUAACAAAGUCAAACUACUGUGGGUACCGGGCCAUAGCGGGAACGCAGGAAAUGACAAAGCAAAUGAGCUGGCGAAAGCGGGAGCUCGUAAAAGAGACCCUGAACCAGUAAUCAGCAUAGCGGUGCCUUUUAGUCUCAUAAAGCAACACGCUUCCCUAUGGACUAACGACAAGUUUCAGGAAGUGUGGGCAGAGGCAAAAGGCAUGAUGCAUACGAGGGCACUUUUUAAAGGACCCUCCAAGACAUUAGGCUUGUCCUUGAUAGGGCUCGACAAGAAGCUGCUAAGGCUAACUGUCGGGUAUAUCACAGGACACUGGCUAACCGGCAGGCAUCUGAGACGCCUAGGCAUCUCAGAUCACUCGAUGUGCCCCAGAUGCCUAUCGGAGGAGGAAACUCCUCUACAUCUAAUCCUCCAUUGCAGAAAACUGGCAACAGCCCGAAAGGACAUACUAGGAUUCUGCGAUGGAGAGUCUAUUGAUAUACAGGAGAUUGGCGUGGGACAGUUGCUUCACUUCUUGAAGCAGACAGGCCUGGCCAAUCUCCAAGAUAUAUAA
Cotesia glomerata is the source of this 885-nucleotide messenger RNA. RefSeq lists its product as uncharacterized. The record is from RefSeq and is a predicted model, not a curated record. The transcript has a single exon. Bases 1 to 885 code for a protein of 294 amino acids. NCBI's taxonomy places the organism in Eukaryota, Metazoa, Arthropoda, Insecta, Hymenoptera, Braconidae. Gene Ontology annotation, molecular function: RNA-DNA hybrid ribonuclease activity; nucleic acid binding.